CAGCAAGGACUGCAACCAAUCACUGCAACCUCUGCUACUAAGCAGAGCAACCUCUGCUACCAAGCACUGCAACCUCUGCUACUAAGCAGAGCAACCUCUGCUACCUAACACAGAUAACUGAGAAACCAGGAGCUACCAUCCUCACAACCAUGGAUACCAUUCCCUCCAUGCAGGAUAUGCACGCGGUGUGCCAGGGCACGCGACGAGACUCGGCGGCCGACGAAGAUGAACAGAUGGAGAAGCUCUUCGACGACAUAGACGAUAACGAGACGUCAGCACUGCUGCCUGAUCUGACUGGCACGAUACCCACGGUGAAGGUGUCGCCGCCUGCAGAAGAUGGGGCUGCCUCUGAGCCAGUGACUGAAGUUUGCCCUGCCACCGUCUGGACCUCGGGCUUUGAGGGCGAGGAGAGGCGACCGUCCGUUGUCGGUGACCCCAAAUACAUCGCUCAUCCCGACGAAGACACUGGACUGCACGUGUCUGAGAGCUUCCCUCACAUGCACCAUCCCCUCAAGAUGCCCCACCACCACCACCACCACCGCCGCCAUCAACGCCGACGCCGCACAUCCUCAUCCUCUUCUGCCGUCGCCACGCCACCCCGCAGGAGCUCCGUGGACGACCAGGCGGUGGGCGGCAGUGAACUGGACGCCGCCGCCGCCACCGCCACCGCCGCCCUGCAGGAGAACGACGAGGCGACGAGUUCUUCAAAAGACGCCACGGGGCGCGAGACGCCACAAGGGCCGCCUGCCCUGCCUCCUGCCGACGUCAUCAUUGAGAUUCCCGCGGCUGCGACGCUCCCACAAGACGACUUCGUAGUCAUCGAUAUCCCGUCAACUCCUGCCAAGCCGUCAACUUCCGCGGAGCAGUCAACUCCCGCGGAGCAGUCAACUCCCGCGGUUCAGUCAACUCCCGUAAAGUCAAUUCUGGUCGGGACGUCAACUCCAGUCAAGACUUCAACCCCCGCCAAGCAGUCAACUCCCGUAAAGUCAAUUCUGGUCGAGACGUCAACUCCAAUCAAGACUUCAACGCCAGAUUCUGCCCCUGACUCCACCGCAGCUAAAUUUUCACGUCUCGAAGCCCCGCUUGCGUUGGGCCAGAGUGUCAGUGACGACGAGAGCGGCAGGAGGCUGCUUGCUGCCCGCGGGGGCGACCUGGUGAUUGGCUUGCCCCUGCAGCCCAAGCCCCCCAACUGGGUUGAGGACCAAGAGCCCCAGCAGAAGUGGCCCCAUGACUCGCGCGGGCCCUACGGCAGGGGCGGAGGCCCCGUGUAUGAUUACUAUGAGACCGACGACGACCGCGAGAUCACGCCGCUCAUGAGUCCUGCCAAGGCCAUCCAUAUCAAACCCAGCCGCCAACGCGUCGACUCGGAGGGCGUCUUGUCAUCCGAGGACGAUUCCAAGCACCAUAAAGUCAAGUUUAAUAUCGGCUCUGAUCCUGACGAAACUGAGCCAGAACACCACCAUAGUGACAAGCACCAAAAAAAUAAAAUUUACAAACCAAAGAAAAGCAGAAGACCCGGAUAUCGGGUCCGGCAGCAUCCUGGCAACCAGCACACCCUGGUGCAAUACCCGGGCACCGAGUCGUCUAUACCUGUAGAGGAGGCGGCACAGCUCGGCCCCAAGCACACGGACGACAUCGCAAGUCACAGAUUCGACGACGCGGCAGCCUACCACCGCACGAAGGUGCGCCCGCACAGACCGUCGGUGUCAGGAGUGUCGUCCCUGCCAGGGGAAGAGUUCAGGCACAUCAGCUCCUGGAAGCUCACCGCCGCUAUGAAGAAAAGCUACGAUCACGAGCCUCAUCCUAUGUUUGUGGAGCUAUGCGAGUUGAAGGAGUCUAGCAUGGGGCUGGAGUGGCGGCAGACGGCUCGCUGGAUCAAGUACGAGGAGAGCGUCGAGGGCGUGCAUAGCGACCGCUGGGGCAAGCCUCACGUCGCUUUCCUCAACUUCCACUCGCUCUUCUCCCUCAGGAAAGGACUUGAUAGAGGAGCUGUGCUUCUGGACCUAGAGGAGACGGACCUGACGGGGAUAGUGAAUAGGAUUGUUGAGUAUAUGAUUGCACGCGAUCAAAUCCCCGGUGACCAGAAGGAGGCCACUACCUCCACCUUGUUGGCCAGGGUACGCCACGUCAACGAGACGAGCUUUGCAGUGGCGAGGCGAGAGUCUCGCACCACCCUCGACGCGGACGGCAAGCUAGUUACCGUGUCGAGUGUCGUGGAGUCCGCCAGCUCCCACAGCCUCACUGGCAACCUUAGGGCGUCCAUCAGGAGGACCACAAUCCACAAAGUUCUCUCGAACCAGAGCCUGGGCAGCCGGCGCCACAGUUCGUUUGAGCGCAGCUUGACCGCGUCUCAGAACAACGGCGGUUUCAGGGACAGACUGCCUUCCUUCGCUACCAAACUAGACACUGUCGAAACUUUCAACGCCGAGACCGGCGAAGGGACCCGCGUCUCUGAGACCUUCCAGAACACGGACCUCAUGAGGAAGCUGAAGGAGGGCACCGAGGCCACGGCGGUGCUCGUGGGGGCCGUGGACUACCUCAAGGCCUCCACCAUCGCCUUCGUCAGGCUGGCGGAGGGCGUCGUGAUGGACAACCUCGUCGAGGUUCCCCUACCCGUUCGCUUCAUGUUCGUCCUGCUGGGGCCGUUCCAUGGCGAAAUGGAUUAUCACGAAGUGGGGCGAUCGAUUUCUACGCUGAUGUCAGACCAGCAUUUCAGUGAGGUGGCGUACCGCGCUCACUCUCGUGGGCAGUUGUUGUCGGCCAUUAACGAAUUCUUGAACGCAUCCAUCGUGCUUCCCGCAGCCGAGUGGACAAACACGAACCUUAUUCCAAUAGACCAAAUUAGAGAGAAGGCCCAGGAGAUGAUGAAAAGGAAGCGAACUCUUCGCAGAAAGCGCCUUGAGUCUGAGCCCCAGUUGCCAACUCAGCCUGUGAUGCAACCUAUUGAACUGCACGCCAAGGAAAAGAAAGAGGCACCCAUUCGCGACCCCAUGAAGCGCGUGGGCAAGCCCUUCUACGGCGUCUACAUGGACAUCAAGUCGCGUUUCCCUUUAUAUCUCAGCGACUUUAAAGACGGUUUGAGCCCUCAGGUCGUCGCUGCCGCUAUCUUCAUUUUCUUCGCCAGCCUCUCGCCAGCCAUCACUUUCGGUGGUCUGUAUGGUAGCAAGACGGGCGGACAGAUCGGUGUGGGUGAGACCCUGCUAUCUACUUGCAUUAAUGGCAUCGUGUUCGCUCUAUUCGGCGCCCAGCCGCUGCUCAUCAUCGGAGCCACCGGCCCUCUCAUGGUCUUUGACAUGGCACUCUUCUCGUUUGCGAAGUCGAUGGGACAGGAAUUCCUGGUGAUGCGGAUAUGGAUCAGCAUUUGGCAGACGGUGUUCGUGAUCAUCAUCUCGGCUGCUGAGGGCGUGACGGUCGUAAAGUACCUCACGCGCUUCAUCGAGGAAAUUUUCUCUACCUUCGUGUGCAUCAUUUUUAUCUUCGAAGCCUUUGAAAAACUUGUUUAUAUCUUCAUUGCCCACCCGCUGCUCCCCGAAUAUUGCUACGGAGAAGACAGCUUUUUGACGACCUUGUUUCAGUCCACUACUGACUACCCAGACCUAGACAACGUGACGUCCUCGGUAUCGCCAGUCGGUGCGGACAUGUUCACCAUAAGUUCAAUGAACAUGACCGAAGAUUUAAUGAACGUGACUGAAACUGCAUUAAUAUCGUCACCUGCUAAGCUUCCACCUCAACCCAACACUGCGCUAUUGUCCAUGUUUCUCAUGUUCUGCACGUUCCUCAUCGCCAUCAAGCUCAAGGAAUUCCGAAACUCAAAGUACCUCGGGCGCCAGAUUCGUCGCGCCGUGGGUGACUUCGGCGUGCCUAUUGCGAUCGUAUCCAUGCUACUGACGGACUACUUCAUCGAGUACACCUACACGGACAAGCUGACCAUGCCUGCUGGUAUCCAGCCCAGCGACCCUGCGUUCCGAGGAUGGUUUAUUAACCCCCUGGGCGAGCAUAAACCCGUCCCCAUCUGGGUAAUCUUUAUGUGCGCUCCUGCCUCCCUGCUGAUCCUCACGCUCAUCUUCAUCGAAGCCAAUAUAAGCCAACUGAUCCUAGCUAAACCAGAACGUAAAUUGAAGAAAGGGACAGGCUUCCACUGGGAUCUCGUUGUCGUGGCCAUCUGCAACAUGAUUUCUGGAUUCAUUGGUGCGCCAUUCAUGACCCCGGCUGUGGUGCGUACGCUGAGCCACGCAUCAGCUCUCACCAUCAUGGAUACCAAUGUGCCUCCUGGAGAGUCCCCAAAGGUCGUGGGUUGCGUAGAGCAGCGAGUCAGCGCUCUACUGGUGGCUGUGAUGGUCGGUCUAUCCAUCUUACUAUCGGUCGUCCUGAACCUGAUCCCGAACUCUGUGUUGUUCGGCGUCUUCCUUUACAUGGGCAUCUCAGCCACCGUCGGCAUCCAGUUGCUCGAGCGCCUUGUGCUAUUCCUCGUGCCUGUUAAAUAUCACUACAAUAUGCCCUACGUUAGAGAGGUGCGCACGUGGAAAAUGCAUCUGUACACGGCGGUGCAAGUCUCGAUGAUCGUGGUGCUGUGGGUGGUGAAGCAGUCCAUGUUCGCCCUCUGCUUCCCCUUCAUCCUGUUGAUGCUCAUCCCCAUCAGGUUCUUCGUCUUCCCCAGAGUUUUCUCUCCUACGGAACUCCGCGCUCUGGACGGCGCUGCGCUGCCACCAACGGACGGCGACGAGCCUGACUUCUACGAAGAGUCGCACAACAUUCGCUCCCCUCCCGCCCACGACGGCGACGAUGAUCACGGCGACUAACGCAAGCAGAGAUAGACGUCUUUUUUACUGCCCAGGUCACAGGAACCUCACAUCGUACCUUGUCUUCCUUAUAUUAUGUCUCCUAAGAUCGUAGUCAACAAGUUGUUAUCUACAAAUGUGCCUUGGCGUAGUUACGCUCCCUAGGGUUUGGCCAAUGUUUUGGGACCUUUUUCUGGAACUGCCCAGAAGUGAUACAAAAAUAUGACCUGAGGUCGAGUGGUGGAUACAAGUGCCUGAAAGUAUGCUUAUCGAAGGUAUUCAAAUUGCAACUAUGAAAAAGCCUAGAAAAUUUCUCAGGAAUUUGCUAUUUUUCCUUUAGUAUUUCAACAAGGAAGCUUCCAAUGUAUGCGAGGUAGAAUUUACGGGAAAUAAAUCCUAGAAUGUGUCCUGCAAAGAUUUACUUGGCCUUAAGCCGAGUUUAUAACAAUUAUUUCUUCGUCAGUGUAAUGUGCAAUAAGUUAAAGUUAUUCGAUAAAAAUUAUUUUUGAUAUUAUAAGAUAGAUUUCCUUCUCUACCAGCUCGAUUUUGUCUGCAGAGGUGGUGUCGAGCGAUAGAAACUUACUCUCAUCAUUAUAGUGAAGAAAAUCAGAUUUUAAUGUGGAAAAUACUGUAAUUUUUACCUAAUGAGGCAAAUUUUGCUCCAAUUAUGUAUUCAAAAGUUGUAUUCGUGACCAGACAAUGAAGGAGUUGUGGUAUUUUUCUUGUCAAUUUUCGCAAAAAUUUUAAAAUGGAAGUGAUAGGAAAGUUUUGAUAUGCUCAAUAUCUGUUAAUGCUUUCGUGUCCAUUCGUGGAUAGAAUAUUUUUAUUUAUACGUUAUACGUGAAAUUUCUUGUUACUGCCUCUGUGAGAAAAACGUAUAUUUUUUAAAUACCUGUAGUAGAGUUGUUGCUCCGGGGCGGAGAUGAUUUGUUGAUAUGCUUGACUAGACAACAUAUAAACUUUCCGCCAUUCAGUCUUCAAAUGUUUCAUUUAAGCUUAGAAUUGAUGCCAUAUUGCUCCUCCAUAUGCCACUCAAUGUAGUAACCAUAAGCAGAUCUUCUGUUCGGGAUUUAUGUGUUAAGAAUUGACACAGUGUAUUUCUUGCGUUGACGAGGGACUCGCCACACGGUUACUCGUGCCAAGCUUGAGUUAAUACUUCUAUUUAAUCCAGCAUUAUCAAUGUUUAUUCAAUCUCUAAUUCAAAGUAUGCGUAUCUUCAUCAUUUUGGCUUGUCUGAUUUAAGUUCCUAGCCCGCUCAAUCUGUCACUGUCAACGGCGGACAAAGGUUUGCAGUCGGACAUGCGCGCCUGUGCGCUUCAUCAAAGGACCAAAACUUGCGGAUAGCAAUGAUCACUCGUCAACUAUGGACCAAAAAUUCGUAAUAGCAAUUAUCACUCGUCAAUCGAAGGACCAAAAAUUGGUGAUGAAAAGGAUAACUCGUUCGUGAAGGACCAGGAAUUGGGGAUAAGAAUAAUCACUUUCACGAUAUGCUGCUGCUGUCUAAUUUGCUAUCUGCCUCAAUUCACUUCCUCUACAACCUACUUCUUCUCUUGUAUCACUGCGAAUUUUUUUUCUAUCAAGUAAUAAGUAUUUAGCUCGAGAAAAUGACUAGGCUCUCGAUUACAAUUUGAAUAGGUAUAUUUUUUGUGAAAUUCCUGCGUUCCUUAUCACCUUGAGCUAUUCAAGUGUAAUUAUAUAAGAAGCAAAAUCAGAACGGUUCUCUCCCAGGGAAACUCGAUCUAUUAUUCGUGAUUCUCCAAGUACAAAUUUCCCCGUUUGCGCCUGGUUUUGUGAAGUAUUGUCUUUUAUUCCCCUCAUGCACUUCAUUUCUUCCCUCUUCAGUUUCUUUCGAACCGAAAAUAAGAUUAACGCUGUUUUAUGAUUUACUAUUGCAAUUCUCGCUACAGCCCGCGUCAGUUGAUAGCCUAGUUUCAGGUUGUCACUCAAGUUAACGGAAUCCUCGGUUUAUGUAUGCGAAAUUUUUCUCCUCAGACACUUUAAUGUGCGUUAGCGUAAUUUGAGUUUCUUAAGCUGUUUUGAUUAAUUCUGCCUCCUUAAUAUUUAUACUCCCGUCCAGCAGCUUGAGCCAUAUGAGCUGCAAACAUCCACUCGGUAUUGCGAUCUCCAGUUGCCUUCAUCAAAGAUCACAAUUCAUUUCAAUUGCUCAAGGAUUAUACUCGAUGAAUGUUUCAGGCAGUAUAUUCCACUCAUGAACGCGCCUGUAGAAUAUUCUAUAGGUGUACUCGUAAAAGUUUUAUUUUCUAAAUAAGUUUAUUAAUGUAUUAAAGAGUUACUUAUAACGGCUCACAUGUUAUCUAUGCCUGCUUACUUCUCUUGCUUCCUCAAGACAAUAUUUCAAAGAACGCAGACAGUUGCAGUUUGAUAGCAAUAUUUAAUUCUGAAUUUCCAUGUAAAAAUUAACUCCAUGCUGAGUGUCAUUUCUGGAGAACUAACCACAGCAACAAAUGUAUUCGCCCAUUAUAUUGUCCUAUUGUAUUGCUUAUGUCUUGAGAAUGAGAACUUGUUUCGAAGACAAUUUACCGCUGUUGUGACGCGUGUGCUUAAGCAAUGUACUUAUCUUCCGUAUUCUUAGUACUUAAUGCUUGUAAUUAAGUUUGUAAUCUUUAUACUUAAGUUUAGUGUGUUCUAUCUGAUGCUCAUGUUAUCAUUGUUGCUGAAUAAAAAGUUUAGUUGGUGAGUUUAAAAUUAGCAGUUUUAAUAAUUACAUUAAUUAUUAAAUUAAGUUUUUUGUUACAUUUGAUAUUUUCAACGUAAUAUUUAUGGCAUAAUAGUGCACAAAAGUAGUCACAAAUUUUCAGGAAGCCUUCCCUGAAAAAGCCUUCGCUCUACUUAUCAAAUUUUUGUGGUGUAGUUUGUUUCUCUUGUGUUGAUUAGCAUUUUAUUUUAAAUGCUGCACUAUAAGUGACGCAUGAAUAACUGAGAAGGUGGCCACUUCUUUCUUACAAAACGUCUGCAAGGCAAUUGCAGCUACCAGAGCAAGUACUCAAUACAGUUGUAUAGUAAAUUU
Molecule: messenger RNA, 7806 nt
Organism: Hyalella azteca
Lineage: Eukaryota; Metazoa; Arthropoda; Malacostraca; Amphipoda; Hyalellidae
Product: band 3 anion transport protein
Exons: 26
Coding region: 150-4799 (1549 amino acids)
Biological process (GO): transmembrane transport; bicarbonate transport; regulation of intracellular pH
Cellular component (GO): plasma membrane
Molecular function (GO): monoatomic anion transmembrane transporter activity; solute:inorganic anion antiporter activity
Source: RefSeq, a predicted model, not a curated record